Sesamum indicum (sesame) is the source of this 2751-nucleotide messenger RNA. Its product is annotated as beta-galactosidase 13. Gene Ontology annotation, molecular function: hydrolase activity, hydrolyzing O-glycosyl compounds; carbohydrate binding. NCBI's taxonomy places the organism in Eukaryota, Viridiplantae, Streptophyta, Magnoliopsida, Lamiales, Pedaliaceae. Gene Ontology annotation, biological process: carbohydrate metabolic process. The record is from RefSeq and is a predicted model, not a curated record.
UUGCGGCACCUCGAUCACCCUCCUAGUGAGAGAGGAAAGAGGUACCGCAAUAACAUCGUCUCCCCACUCCUAUUGCAUGCAAAAAGAAAAACACACACACACAAACACCAUAAUUAAGGGUUCGCACAAAGGCCAAACAUGGCGACUACCGGCGGAAUACUCUUAAUAGCUCUCUUGUCGUUGCUCGUGGCGAAUGCUUAUGGGAGUAGUAGUCCGGUGGUCACAUACGAUAGUCGUUCCUUGAUCAUUAAUGGAUCAAGAGAAUUGCUCUUCUCUGGCUCUAUUCAUUAUCCACGAAGCACACCUGAUAUGUGGCCUGAUAUCAUCAGAAAGGCUAAAGAAGGUGGAUUGAAUAUUAUCCAGACUUAUGUGUUCUGGAAUCUUCAUGAGCCUAAUCAGGGCGAGUGGAAUUUUGAAGGCAAUCGUGACUUGGUGAAAUUCAUAAAAUGUAUCUGGGAGCAAGGCUUGUGGGUGACCCUCAGGAUUGGACCAUACAUUGAAGCUGAAUGGAAUAUGGGAGGAUUUCCAUACUGGCUAAGAGAGGUUCCCGACAUCAUAUUCCGUUCCGAUAAUGAAGCUUUCAAGUACCACAUGCAAAAGUACGCAGAGAAGGUGAUUAACAUGAUGAAAAAAGAGAAACUGUUUGCUGAUCAAGGAGGACCCAUCGUCAUGAUGCAGAUUGAAAAUGAGUACAACAAUGUACAAUUAGCAUACAGAGAAAGAGGUAUAAGUUAUGUGAAAUGGGCAGCAAACAUGGCUCUAAGUUUAUACAACGGGGUCCCUUGGAUCAUGUGCAAACAAAAGGAUGCCCCUCCCACAGUGAUCAGUACAUGCAAUGGAAGGCAGUGUGCAGACACAUUCGCUGGUCCAAAUGGCCCUGACAAGCCUUCUCUCUGGACUGAGAACUGGACCGCACAGUACAGAGUAUUCGGCGACACCCCCUCUCAGCGCGCUGCUGAAGAUAUAUCCUUUGCGGUUGCUCGGUUCUUUACAAGAAAUGGCACACUCAACAACUACUACAUGUACUACGGUGGAAGUAACUUUGGGAGAACCAGUUCCUCCUCCUUUGUCACUACUCGUUACUACGACGAAGCUCCUCUUGAUGAAUAUGGUUUGAGGAGGGAGCCCAAGUUCGGUCACUUGAGGGAUUUGCACAGGGCUUUGAAAUUGAGCAAAAAGCCUUUGCUUCGAGGCACUCCAAAGGUGGAACGCAUCAGCCAAGACCUUGAGAUCACUACUUAUGAGAAACCCUCUGAAAAUCUUUGUGUUGCCUUCUUGACCAACAACGACACGAGAGAAGCUAAAACUAUUCAUUUCAGAGGCAAGGAUUACUACUUACCUUCCAAGUCCGUCAGCAUUCUCCCUGAUUGCAAGACCGUCGUCUACAACACAGCUGCAAUUGUAGCACAACACAGUUCUAGGAACUUUGUUGUGCCCCAACAGGCAAAGUUUUCCAAAUGGGAGAUGUUCAAAGAAACUAUUCCAACCAUUAAUGACUUGAAAGAUAGGACUCCCGCGCCCAAGGAACUUUACAGUUUUACUAAGGAUGUCUCUGACUAUGCUUGGUACAGCACAAGCAUCAAGAUAGAUGCUCGUGAUUUGCCAAUGAGGCCCGAUGUUCGUCCAGGCCUUCACAUUGCUAGUCUUGGCCAUGCUUUGCUUGCAUUCGUCAAUGGCGAAUACAUAGGAUUCGAGCACGGUAGCAACGUCGAGAAGAGCCACAUUUUCAGAAAGCCAGUGAAUUUAACGGCUGGAGACAACGACAUCACAUUGUUGGCCAUGACUGUCGGCUUCCCCAAUAGUGGUGCCUACAUGGAGAAGAGAUUUGCUGGUCCCCGAGCUGUCACUCUUGAGGGUUUGAUGUCUGGAACUCUUGACAUUACCAACAAUAAUUGGGGUCAACAGGUCGGCGUCAACGGCGAGAAGGUUCCAGUUUACACAGAAGAAGGAGCAAAGACAGUUAAAUGGGUUCCCUUCGCUGGAACCCCUUCACCUGUUACUUGGUACAAGACAUACUUCGACGCCCCAGAAGGCAACAACCCUGUGGCCUUAAGAAUGAUGAGCAUGGCGAAGGGUAUGGUGUGGGUUAACGGCCAGAGCAUCGGUCGUUACUGGGUAUCGUACAAUUCACCGCUCGGCAGGCCGACUCAGGAAGAGUAUCACAUCCCUCGCGCCUUCUUGAAGCCUAAGAGCAAUCUGCUUGUGGUGUUCGAGGAGACAGGCGGCAACCCUGAGAAGAUCGAUAUCUUAGUAGUGAACAGGGACACCAUCUGCAGCGUUAUAACGGAGUACCACCCGCCAUCAGUUAACUCCUGGGAGAGGAAGGGCAAUGAGCUCCGUGCUCUUGUCAACCCGGUGAGGGAAGCUGAGCUCACAUGCCCCGACAAUAAGGUGAUCAAGAAGGUGGAGUUUGUGGGUUUCGGUGAGGUGGAUGGAGCUUGCGGAGCCUUCAAGCCUGGGAAAUGCAACUCUAACUCUAAGGCUAUCAAACUUGUUGAAUCCUUGUGCUUGGGGAAGAAUGAGUGCAAGGUGCCAUUUGAGAGAGAAAGACUUGUUGAUGUUGGGAAAGACGCUUGCCCCGAUGUCUCCAAGACACUGGCUAUUCAAGUCGCAUGUAGUUGAACUAUGUUAGGCUUUUGAUGUUUUAUCAACCUCUAUCCACCUUUUCUUUUUUCUUUUUUAUAAAUCAACAUGUAUGCAGUAUUAAGUGGGUAGAUAUUCAAGUAUAAAUCUGACUUCAUUUCUUUUAUC